AUGCGUGCAGAAAAUGUCACUAUUACUGCCAAUCGACCGAUGUUCAAGUGGAAAGGGAAAGGAAGGAGCCAUGAGGAUCUACAACUUCUAGCUAUCUCGUCGCGAAUGACCGAACUAUCCUAUAAUAUCUCGGACAUCCAGACGCGCAUAUUCGAGAUCCAAGAGUUGCGGCAUAAGUCACAGUCGGCUACCGAGCCCUCCAAUACGACUGGUGUCAUCGACCAGUCCCUCUCCAGCCUUGACGAACGCCUCGAGACCGUGACGACUGGUAUCAAGUCAAUCAACAAGUCACUUGAGCCGCUUUUUGAGCGUUCUGAAAAGACGCCUACAAUUCGGGAGGCUGCGCCAACCGAGGAGGCGGUGAUCUUGCGCAAGCAUGCGGCGAUGGUAGGGGAAUGGGACGCGUUGCAGAAGGAGAUACAAGUGCUACGGGAGGAGUUGAAGGAGGACAAGUGGUUGACGGUUUUCAGGACGGUGACAGACCAGGCGGACGGAAUGAUGUCGAGUUUGGAGAAGGCAGUCAACCGAUGUCAGGACUUCAUAUGGCAAGUUCAGAGGCAAGGUCUGGAGGACGCGAUAUCACGUUCGUCCUCGUCAUCCAUCCGUUCCGACAAAUCACCUAUGAACCAAGACAUGUUCAACUCUCUCCAGGAGUCGUAUGAAGCGAAGAAGAAACAUUAUAUGCCAGCAACAACCAAGGUUCUAUCAAUCAUUGACAAGGGUGUCCAGGACCGUGUCACGAAGAAUGGCGAGUGUCUGCGGAGGCAUGCGGAGUCGACGCAACGCUGGCGGAACCUCAAAGAGCGGAUUGCGCGGACAGACAGCGAAAUGGAGGCUGUGCAU
Molecule: messenger RNA, 843 nt
Organism: Postia placenta MAD-698-R-SB12
Lineage: Eukaryota; Fungi; Basidiomycota; Agaricomycetes; Polyporales; Adustoporiaceae
Exons: 5
Biological process (GO): mitotic spindle orientation checkpoint signaling; establishment of spindle localization; nuclear migration along microtubule
Cellular component (GO): spindle pole body; cell cortex; mating projection tip
Source: RefSeq, a predicted model, not a curated record